ACGAGCUCCUUAGUUUAGCUCAGAGCGUCGCAAGCGGUGGGCGUCAGUGUGUGGUCUCCGUCACCUCUGAGGCUUCUUUCUGUACCGUCGCUGUGUGCAUAGCUGCUGGAAAAUGGAUUGCGGUCCCUCCCAUCGGUGGUGUCUGGUGCGGAGAGUGACGUGACCGUACAGGCGAACGGUUUUUCUCGUCUUAAAGUUUUGUGGAGUCCCAUCGCAGCCCUUGACGAGCCUGUGGCAGCGACACUACAAAAAUGCCACGUAGAAAACGAUGAGUGCCUCAAAUAUAGAAAAGAAAACACAAGUUGCCUGAAAGUGCGGGACAAGUUUGACAGUGGCAGAAGAUACGAAGCGCUGGAUGUGUAAAGUAUUCCUGGUCAAACCAGAACACUCAAAACUCUGUGCUAUAAAAAGUAAAAAAAACACAAAUACUGGACGAAAUAUAUAAAAGUGCUGUGCAGAAAGACUUAAAGACCCAUUUGGCUUGAGUUAAUUCAAAAAGGACACAAAGUAAGAUAUAUAUUCAUUGAGAAGUGAAAGGAGAGACAAGCCAAGCCGCAAGAGUCACCCCUGCACCCUCCUUCACAGUCCCUCCCUCUCCCCUGCGCCCCGCCAUGGAGUCGUCCCGGGCGGGGUGAAGGUACCUGCGGGGACACGAUGCAGGUGUGGACACUAUCAAUGGAGGUGCGGGUGGCGCUCCUCCUCCUCCUCCUCACCUCCACCAACGUGCGGGCGCCUCCUCCUCCUCCCUCCGAGCAAGGUGAGGAGACGCCUGCAGGUAGUCGAGGAGGUAGGCACAGACGGCGAGCCUUCCCCGGGCCAUACUUCCACCCGUCCUCGCCCGUCAACGUGACCACACAGCUUGGGGCGCACGCAUACCUCCCCUGCAGGAUCAAAAAUCUCGGGAACAAGUCGGUCUCAUGGAUCAGGAACCGCGACUCACACAUCCUGACGGUGGACCGCUACACCUUCAUCUCGGACGAGCGCUUCUCGGCGUGGCAUGAGGCGCAGACGCAGACGUGGACGCUGCAGGUACGCUACGUGCAGGAGCGGGACGCGGGCAAGUACGAGUGCCAGGUGUCCACGGAGCCCAAGAUGAGCCACUUCGUCGACCUGAGUGUCAUCACCCCAACCGUCAGCAUCACCGGCAAGUCAGACAUCUACGUCAAAAGUGGCUCCACCGUCAACAUUCAGUGUGUCAUCACCGACGCGCUGGAGGAGCCCACCUACAUCUUCUGGUACCAUGGUAACCGCCGCGUGGUGGGUACCAACUCAGACAGUUACCAGUUGACAGUGCACCGCAAGCCCCCGGACACCUCCAUCGGGACCCUUACCAUCGCCUCCGUCUCCAUGGCUGACAGCGGCAACUACACCUGCGCACCAGCCUCCCUGGAGAUGGCGUCUGUUAUGCUCCACGUCGUCAUCGGAGAACAUCCGCAGGCCAUGCACGGUACCAACUCCGCCGCCGCCAGCACUACAGGGUCGGCCACCUCCUCUGUCUCCUCCUCCUCCUCGCGCUCCUCCGCCCACACCCACGGGCGGCACGCGAUGUUGGGCGUUUGGCUAGCAACCCUCAUGCUUCUGGCCGUCACCUGACUCCAAAUGAACUAAAACCUCAAGGUCACCUCUCCCUCGAAGUCACUUCCCUCCUGCUCUUGCUCGCCGCCACAUACACACACACACACACACACACACACACACACACACACACACACACACACACACACACACACACACACUUCAUGUCUCCCGCAGCGUGAAGUAAGGUGUGGUGACGCGUGUGCCAGCCAGUGUCUUUUUACGAACUGAGGGAAUAGUGUAAGUGAAAAUUGCACAGUGAUUCCUCCUAGAUCAGUCCACCAUGCAGUGUGCGAUGAGCAAUUACAGCGGGAGGCAGCAAUGAAUCAGGCCCCGAGGUGAACUGGACCAUGGGAGUUGUGUUCAGACUUGGCCAGAAAAACGUGACCUACAUACACUAGACGAACUAACCAACCUUGUGGCGUGUGUUUGUAAUGAGACCAAAAGGGGAACAUAAAUCUACUAUUAUUACAUACAAUCUACGUCUUGUCAUGAUGAGUCCAGCGGGUGAACUAGACAUUGCAGGUGGAGGGGCUCGUGUAUGUGUGUGUGUGUGUGUGUGUGUGUGUGUGUGUGUGUGUGUAUGUAUGUGGCAGUGACUCUUGCAGUGUAACCUUUCCUCCUUCGCCGCUGAGACCUCGCCAAGUGAUCCAAGAUGCCCCCCGCAGCACGGCGAGCAGUGUUUUUCACCUCCCACGACAAACAAACCCGAUCAGAGACAGCGUGAGAGCGAGAUGUGUACAUAGAGUCUAUUUUGUAACGGAGACCAUUUUUAUGAGCAUUAAAACAGUGUAGAGUACAUAGUGGGUCACAGUGACCUGCAAGACCUAUAGUAAUCCUUCCUUCCCUUGCCUUCCCUUCCCUUUCCUUCCCUUCUUUUCCCUUCCCUUCCCUUCCCUUCUUUCUUCUGUCUUCUUCUUCCUUUAACUGCAUUCUCGCGGCCUUCCUCUGUCGUGUGUGUGUGUGUGUGUGUGUGUGUGUGUGUGUGUGUGUGUGUGUGUGUGUGUGUGUGUGUGUGUGAGAGAGAGAGAGAGAGAGAGAGAGAGAGAGAGAGAGA
Messenger RNA from Portunus trituberculatus (swimming crab), 2632 nucleotides. Its product is annotated as zwei Ig domain protein zig-8-like. The coding region runs from base 655 to 1593 and encodes 312 amino acids. The record is from RefSeq and is a predicted model, not a curated record. The transcript is spliced from 8 exons. Gene Ontology annotation, cellular component: neuron projection membrane. Lineage: Eukaryota; Metazoa; Arthropoda; Malacostraca; Decapoda; Portunidae. Gene Ontology annotation, biological process: synapse organization.